ACGGAUCGGGGAGGCGGUGGAUGGGGCGGGGGAGCUGUGAUUUCUGCAUGAAGAGAACAUGGAGCCUACCCUGCCUCUGCCUGGGGGAGACCACGGCCAGACUCGGGGCAGGCAGUUCCUCUUUCUGCGAGCUGCUGAUGCGGCAAUCUGCUGAUGUGACAGCCCCCCACUCCCGUGACCGGGGGACCCUGCGUUGAAGUAGCCACACCCUGUGUGUGUGGCCUCUUAGGCACUGUGGUCUGCUUCAGCUGUACAGCCGGGGCCAGGGCCUGAAGGCGCCAUGAUCCCCACCUUCAUGGCCCUGCUCUGCCUGGGGCUGAGUCUGGGCCCCAGGAGCCAAGUGCAGGCAGGGACCCUGCCCAAACCCAGGCUGUGGGCUGAGCCGGGAUCUGAGAUACCACGGGGGAAACCUGUGACCCUCCGGUGUGAGGGGAUGCUGGGAGCCCAGGAGUACUUUCUGUACCAAGAGGGAAGCCACGUGCCCUGGGACAGACAGACCCCACUGGAGCCCGGGAACAAGGCCAGGUUCUCCAUCCUGUAUAUGACCAGCGGCCAUGCAGGGCGCUAUCGCUGUUUCUAUCACAGCCCUGCCGGCUGGUCACCGCACAGUGAGGCCCUGGAGCUGGUGGUGACAG
Chinchilla lanigera (long-tailed chinchilla) is the source of this 635-nucleotide messenger RNA. RefSeq names its product V-set and transmembrane domain containing 1 (gene Vstm1). Gene Ontology annotation, biological process: cytokine-mediated signaling pathway. The record is from RefSeq and is a predicted model, not a curated record. Gene Ontology annotation, molecular function: inhibitory MHC class I receptor activity. Lineage: Eukaryota; Metazoa; Chordata; Mammalia; Rodentia; Chinchillidae.